This is a messenger RNA of Nicrophorus vespilloides, 984 nucleotides long. Its product is annotated as caspase-1-like. Gene Ontology annotation, cellular component: cytoplasm. The coding region runs from base 54 to 932 and encodes 292 amino acids. The record is from RefSeq and is a predicted model, not a curated record. The transcript has 5 exons. Lineage: Eukaryota; Metazoa; Arthropoda; Insecta; Coleoptera; Silphidae. Gene Ontology annotation, biological process: proteolysis; apoptotic process.
AUUAGUUUAGUUCAACAAUAGCAACGCGAGAGAUAGGUUCAUAUUUGUUAAGCAUGGAGAAAACUGACGUUGAUGGGUUUGGCUGGAAAUUCCCUUUUUUUAGCAAAAAUAAAGAGGAUGAAAAGGAUGCGAGAGGAUCAUCAACGGCGAAAAUUCCGUGCCAGGUAAUUCCAACAGUAGUUGCAGCGGACAGCGAUUUUUACGAUAUGACCCACGCCCGAAGGGGAAAGGCUUUGAUCUUCAACCAUUACCAAUUUAAUGAUUCCUCCUUACAAAAAAGGGAAGGAACAAAUAGGGAUUGCGAGAAUAUCACGAAGACUUUAAGCAAGUUGAACUUUGAAGUCACGGUGUGUCAGGAUUUUACCUACGGGCAAAUAUAUGACACCAUUCAUAAUGUGGCCGGAGAAGAUCAUUCGGAUGCCGAUUGCCUAAUGAUUGUUGUCAUGUCUCACGGUGAUAAAGGUGUAAUACACGCGAGGGACUCUGAAUACACCCCAGAUGAAUUGUGGUUACCCUUUUCCGGGGAUAAAUGUCCUUCCCUAGCUGGAAAACCUAAAUUGGUCUUCAUUCAAGCUUGCCGAGGUGAAGAAUUGGACGCCGGCGUUUCCGUUUUUGCAGCACCAGUGAUGAAGGAUUCAGCUCAGAAAACUUACAAAUUACCAGCUAUGGCCGAUUUCCUCAUCAUGUAUUCAACCACUGAAGGUCACUACUCCUUCAGGAGUCCCAAUAAUGGGUCUUGGAUGAUCCAGUGCCUUUGCGCCGAGUUGCUGCAGAGAUCCGCCGUUAAUGACCUGAUGACGAUUUUGACUUUCGUUAAUCGUCGGAUGGCCAUCGAUUUCCAGAGCAACGUUCCAUCCAAUCGCAACUUCGACAAGAUGAAGCAAAUAGGUUCCGUGGUCAGCAGCCUCACGAGGAUCUUAUAUUUUCAAUAGGAUAAUUAAUUUAUGCUAUUGUUAAUUACAAAAUAAAUGAAUACAGAAUUUA